Molecule: messenger RNA, 375 nt
Organism: Porites evermanni
Lineage: Eukaryota; Metazoa; Cnidaria; Anthozoa; Scleractinia; Poritidae
Source: the annotation of a GenBank genome assembly
GAAAUCUGCCCGUUGCUGCUAAACAAGACUUCUAAUGAGCCGAUAGGCUCUGGAAAGUUUGGAGUUGCCUUUUUAGCAGAAUAUAGAGGAAUUAAAACCGCAGUAAAAGAGAUGAAAAAACAAAACGACUCGCCCAAAGAAACUGAACGUUGCCGACGCAAGGUGCUGUACGAAGCUCAGAUUCUUAAAAGUCUUGGGGACCAUCCAAACCUCCCUUUGCUUUUUGGUGCGUGUACAACCAUAGAGCCAUUUUGUCUCGUUUUCCAAUUCCACGGCAUUGGUGAAAAAAGUACCACACUCCAUGAGGCUUUAAAGAAAAGGCUACUAAAAAGAAAUUCAACGGCCAGUGUCUUAUUAAAUUGCCAAAACUCUUAA